Molecule: messenger RNA, 639 nt
Organism: Parascedosporium putredinis
Lineage: Eukaryota; Fungi; Ascomycota; Sordariomycetes; Microascales; Microascaceae
Source: the annotation of a GenBank genome assembly
AUGGCUCCCAACCCCUACCUCCUCGCCGCCGACAACAAGCCCGAGCUCCUGCCCCUCCUCCGCGAAAACCCCGCCAUCGCCUCGGAGCAAGACGACCACGGUUACUCCCUCCUGCACGCCGCCGCCAGCUACAACCACCUCGACCUCCUCCGCGCGCUCGUCCUCGAAUUCAAGGCCAACGUCGACAUCCGCGACGAGGACGACGAGACCCCGCUCUUCGUCGUCGAGACCGUCGAGGCCGCGCGCCUCCUUGUCGAGGAGCUGGGCGCCGACGUCAACGCUGUAGGUUCCGAGGGCUUGACCGCGCGGCAAAGAUUGACGCCGAAGGCGACUUCCCGAGGUGGUUGCAUACCUUGCCACCAAGGAGGCUGGGUCCACCGCCGCCAGUGGUGGUGCUGGAGCCGAGACCGAUGCGCUUCCCCGCUGCCCGAGGGCCUACGGGUGACGGUGGGCACGAUGGAUGCUGAGCAGGAUGUCCCCGCCGAGGUCGACCCCGAGUUUAGGCGAAAGAUUGAGGAAUUGGCGGCGCGCGAGGAUUUCCAAACGCCCGAAGGCCAGGCUGAGCUGCGCCGGCUCGUGGAGGAGACCGUGUUCGCCGGAGACAUGUCGGAGGAUCGAAACGUCCGCCAGAAGCAGUAG